Messenger RNA from Cinclus cinclus, 2668 nucleotides. RefSeq names its product DALR anticodon binding domain containing 3 (gene DALRD3). Gene Ontology annotation, molecular function: ATP binding; arginine-tRNA ligase activity; tRNA binding. Gene Ontology annotation, biological process: arginyl-tRNA aminoacylation; tRNA C3-cytosine methylation. The coding region runs from base 6 to 1619 and encodes 537 amino acids. The transcript has 13 exons. Lineage: Eukaryota; Metazoa; Chordata; Aves; Passeriformes; Cinclidae. The record is from RefSeq and is a predicted model, not a curated record.
CUCCCAUGGACGUGGAUGGGGGCCGCCCGGGGGUGGCGGCGACGUUGCGGGCGCUGAACGGGGCCCUGGGGCGCCCCGCCGCGCUCUGGGUGAAGGAGAGCGGCGCCCGCAACCUGCGCCACCGGGAUUUCCUGGCACCGCGGGCCGCGCUGAACGCCGCCUUUCCCGGCGGGCAGGUGCCUCCCGAGGCCGUAUCGGCGGUGUCGUCGCUGCGGGGCCCAGCAGUGCUGCCGCUGCGGGUUUGCCAGCAGACGCCGGCUGGGCUGGCGGUGCAGGUGCGGCGUCCUGAGGCCUUCCAGCGCCUGUUGAGGCCUCUGCCCGACCCGGCUUCCCCGGCGGCGGGGGCGCGGACGGGCUGCGUGGUGCUGCACUGCCCGGCCCUGCGGAGCCCCGCUGCCUUGCGGCCCCGCCACCUCCGCUCCGUCCUGGUGGCUGACCACCUGGCUCAGCUGCUGCGCGCCCAAGGGGUCAGCGUCCGCCUGGUCCCUGCCCUCAGCGAGGAGAGGAGCUGGGACGUCCUGCGGCAGCUCCGCGUCUACUGGCCCUCGGGCUCCGGUGGCUCGUCCCUCACUGAUGCCGUCUCAGCCUUGAAGGCAGCGCUGGGCCGGUGCCCCUAUGCUGCAGCCUACGAGCAGGGGCCGGGCACAGCCGAGGGUGUCAUCUCUAAGGUGCACCUGAAGAGCUUCGUGGAGCAGCAGAGCUUGUUGGGCUAUGACCCCAAUCUAGAUGUGCUUCUUGUGACAGAGGGGACACUGUGGUCCUUGGCUGAGCUGCAGGAAGCUGUUCUGCAGUGUCCAGCCAAAGGCCAGAGCAGUUGCUGCAGCAUCGUGCAUGUGGUGAACUGUGAGGAGGAAUUCCAGCUGCAGCAGCUGGAUGUGCUCUGGAGGAUUUUGGAUCCAGGAGCCCACACAGCUUUACAGAAAUACCUUGUCUGUGGGCCAGUGAAGGUGACCAACCCUUCAUCACCCAUUGGGGCAGACCAGUACUUCCAGCUCCGAAAGCACCAGAUGUAUGAAGCCUCUGUGAUAAAGUAUGGGGAGCUUGCGCAUGAUGAGGCCUGGACAGAGGUGAUUGAUACUCUAACAGUAGCUGCCAUCAGGUUUGAGUUGCUGAGCACUGCUCACCGGAGCCAGAUUACACUGGACCUGGAGAACAACAGCAUCUCCACGAAGGGAACAAAGAGCGGUGCCUUUGUGAUGUACAACUGUGCCCGACUGGCCACACUCUUCAACACCUUCCAGCGGGCUGUGGAGCAGGGCACAUAUCCACCUCUGCCACCAGUGUCUGAACUGAACUUCUCCUGCCUCCGAGAAGAGGGUGAAUGGCUCCUGCUCUUCAACUGUCUCCUGCCCUUCCCUGAAGUCCUGCAGCAGGCAGCACAGCUGCCCCCACCCUCCAAGGGGAUCCGGAUCACUGCCAACACAGAGACAGUGUGCAAGUUCCUGAUCCAGCUCAGCAUGGAUUUUAGCUCCUACUACAACCGGGUGCACAUCCUGGGGGAGCCAUUCCCUCAUCUCUUUGACCAGAUGUUUGCGCGCCUCCAGCUGCUGGGAGCAGUGAAGGAAGUGUUCCACAGUGCACUGGCAACCCUGCACCUCCCUGCUCUCAGCCAGAUCUGAGCCAGCCCUGAAGAGCUGUACUAUGGUGUGACAGUCACCUAUGCACCACCUGUUGUGGGGGGAGAACAGGGGACAUGCUGCUGGCAGGGCGAGUGGUAAGCAGGGCCCAAUUCAGGAUCAUGCAGGCACUUCCCCUGGCCCGUGGUGUUUGGGGAUUGGUCUGUGUCCAGUGUGGGACAUAGAUGCCCCUCCCUAUCCACACCAGCAGAAGGGAAAAGGGUUCCUGUGGCACCCUAGAAGCUGGGCUGGAAGUACUGGGGAGGUGGCACCAGGGACCAGUCACAAAGCCAGACAGACGCCAACUUCACUUCCCUCGAAACUUUAUUGAAGGGUGCUCCAUGAUGGCAGGGAGCUCCUGAGGCUCCGAGCCAGGCCCCAGUAUUGGGGUCCAAUACACUUAUUGCUGGACAAACCCUCUCUGUGUCUGACCUCAAGGUAGUUUGUCCUUCCUUUGGUCUGACUAUCCUGGGUCCUGCUGCUGUGCAGGAACAACCCAAUUGGCUUAAGGGGGGGGGUGGCAUUUGUGGGCAGCCCAGCCACCCCUCUUGCCACAGAAUGCUGCUGUGGAGAAUCAGCAUCCCUGUGCAUUUCAGCAUCAUCCUCAGCACUGCAGGGUCAGGACUGUCAAACAGGGCCCUGUCCCAGGACACACACACACAAGGCUGCAGCCCAUCAUGUGUCACACCAGUGCCUGACCCUUCCUGGCCUCCUCCUUUUCUCAAGCUCCCCAGGCCAGGCCAUGUCCUCAGUGCCCUCCCAAGCACGGUUCCCCUCUGCGCCCAAGACUGGAAAGCCGACAUGGGUCCUUCACACCUUGGAGAGGAAGAGCUGCUCUUCAGCAAUGGGGACCAACAGUCCCACUUUUUUACUGCAUGGGGAAGCCCCAGGCUUGUCCAGGAGGGAUCACAUCUACCUUCUUCCCAGAGACCACUAGCCUUGAUCACUACAACCAUGGUAUGUGCCUAAAGGAGUCAAGUAGGCCUGUCCACUCAGGACAGGACAGAUCCAGUGUGCAGGCAGGGACCUGGAUGUGUCACACACCUGCCCCA